AUGCUACAAAUGAUCCACCCCGAACACAACCCAAACCACCACCCACCAUUCCUAGCAUCAAACCAUCUCCACGACGGAAAAGCACACCUCCUCCUCGCAGCCUCCGGCUCAGUUGCCACCAUCAAGAUUCCUAACAUCCUCGAAGCUCUCUCCUCUCACCCAAACCUCAGCAUCAUCCUCCUCUUAACCAAAUCCGCGUCCUCGUUCCUGCAAGGCCAAAGUGCCGAGCAACCACAUUUCAACACCUUCCACCGCAUCAAGAACGUCGAUGGCGUAUUUCUAGAUGAGGAAGAAUGGGUAGUCCCUUGGACGAGAGGAAAGGGGAUCUUGCAUAUUGAGUUGAGGAGGUGGGCGGAUCUGCUGGUUGUAGCGCCGUUGAGCGCCAAUACGAUGGCGAAGGUGGUGGGUGGUUGGGCGGAUAAUCUAUUGUUGAGUGUUGUGAGGGCGUGGGAUACUACGGGGAUUAUUGAUCCUUUGAGAAUCAUUCCUUCUUCACGUACUCUGGCGACGAGGAAGAAGAGAAUUAUAGUUGCACCAGCGAUGAACACGGCGAUGUGGAGACAUCCGGUCACGAAAUCUCAAAUUAGAGUUUUGGAAGAGGAGUGGGGUGUGGAGGGAGAGAAGAGUGAGGGUCAAGGUUGGUUUGAAGUUGUACGGCCGAUGGAGAAAGAAUUAGCAUGUGGAGAUGUGGGGGAUGGGGCUAUGAAAGAUUGGAGGGAGAUUGUAAAGAUUAUCGAGAAGAGAUUGGUACUUGAGGAUCAAAGGACGACAUCAGUGAUUAGGCCUCUCGUUAAGCGUGAGUUCCUAUUCUGUCGUCGAACAUUGAAGCCUCGCCUCCAUCUAUUUUCUCCAAACAACGCGUCCUCCAACCUCCACUCCAACAACAAGAGUCACCCAAAAUCCAUAACUUCACCAGACUCUCACCAUGGCGCGCGAAGCCCAUACUCGGAACCACCGCCUGAGCGACGCUCCACACGUCUUUCGGACCAGGCAGCUCCAAAAUCAUACCGCUACGUCUCCAACAAGCAAGCACCCAGCUCUUCCGUCCAGCGUCCUGCUCGCAAAGCUCCAGUCACCAAGGAUUCGAAGAAAGCUGGUAAUGCAAAGCAAAAUGUUUCGAUUACAGGCGUGUUCAAGAAGCAACAAAAAGUCAAGGCUGGACGCGUCAGUAAGAAACAAAAGCGCAGAGAUGCUACCCCGGAGUUAGAUCUCAUGGAUGAAUUUCAAGCUGGUGUUAAUGAAGCUCGCAUGCAUAUCUCUACUCGUGCCAAAGCUACGUUCACGUCUGUCCACAACGGGUUCAGUUCCAAGUUGCAAGCCUUCCAUGGAGAAGAUACAGCGUUCUUGCAACGCGUAUCUGAGACUGCUGCUAUACUCAGUACUCCUCUCCUGGAAGAGAAGAUCGAGACUGAGAUUCGACGAGAUGGCAAAAGUGUUGUCGAGAUUGUGGAGAUAGGCAAGCGCGUUGCAGCUUUCAAGGCAUUAAUCGACAGCGAGGAAGCGAAAUUGAAGCAAGCUUGGAAGGAGUGGGAUGCAGUUCAGGAGGAGUACAUUGAGCUUGGCGUCGAUGUUUUCGGUGCGGAGCUCUUUGGUAGAAGUGAAGCGGAGGGUGCAGGGUAUAAAAGAGAGAUUGAGUUGUUGGAUUUGGAGCACGAAACUCGUGUUGAAGAACUCGAAGAGGAGAUCAACGAGAUGGGCUCUGAGACCUUGAAACAAAUGAAAGCUGCUGAGGAGGAAAUGGAUGCAGCUUUCAAGAUGGCGCAAGCAAAACUUCUAACAACUCUAUUUUGAUACUGGCUUUGACAAAUUUGCGAUGUUUGAGAUGAUACAGGGGAGUUUGCUAUAUCGACUAUCUUGCUCGGGGAUUUAUGGGAACCUGUUACUUGAACAGCCAAGUAACAGCAUUAUUACAUUAUGUUGUCAGCGAGCUACUUGCAGUCGCCUUACAUAUGAUACGCUAAAUAAAU
Molecule: messenger RNA, 1967 nt
Organism: Mollisia scopiformis
Lineage: Eukaryota; Fungi; Ascomycota; Leotiomycetes; Helotiales; Mollisiaceae
Product: flavo protein
Exons: 7
Coding region: 1-1791 (596 amino acids)
Biological process (GO): coenzyme A biosynthetic process
Cellular component (GO): phosphopantothenoylcysteine decarboxylase complex
Molecular function (GO): FMN binding; phosphopantothenoylcysteine decarboxylase activity
Source: RefSeq, a predicted model, not a curated record